GCCAUGAAGGUCUUUGUUGAUUCUCAGGGUUUUUCACAAACCCAAAUUGUCCAGAAACGGGAAAUAAUCCUGAAGGCCUAUGCCAAGAGCCAUACCAUCAAUGAGCUGAGCCCCUUUACCACCUAUAAUGUUAAUGUCAGUGCCAUGCCCAGUGAUUAUUCAUAUCGUCCUCCCACAAAGAUCACAGUGACCACGCAGAUGGCUGCCCCACAGCCCAUGGUUAAACCGGAUUUCUAUGGUGUCGUCAACGGGGAAGAGAUUUUGGUUAUUCUGCCGCAAGCUUCCGAAGAAUAUGGUCCUAUUUCCCAUUACUAUUUGGUGGUGGUGCCGGAGGAUAAAUCGAAUUUGCACAAGAAUCCUGAUCAAUUCCUCACAGAAGAUUUAUUACCGGGUCGGAACAAACCUGAACGGCCCAAUGCCCCAUACAUUGCAGCCAAGUUCCCCCAGAGAUCUAUACCCUUCACCUUCCACCUGGGUUCCGGAGAUGAUUAUCAUAAUUUUACAAAUCGAAAAUUGGAACGGGAGAAGCGUUACCGCAUCUUCGUGAGAGCUGUCGUGGAUACACCGCAAAAACAUUUAUAUACCUCAAGUCCAUUUUCGGAAUUCCUCUCCUUGGAUAUGCGUGAGGCACCUCCGGGUGAACGACCACAUCGUCCUGACCCCAAUUGGCCAUCGGAACCUGAAGUUUCGGUUAAUCGUAACAAAGAUGAACCUGGCAUGAUGUGGGUGAUCCUACCCGUCCUGGCUGCACUGAUUUUGUCCACCACCUUCAUCAUUAUUUACAUUAUCAAGAGGAGAAGGCAACCAUGCAAGACCCCCGAUCAGGCAGCUGUCACAAGACCCCUUAUGGCCGCCGAUUUGGGUGCCGGACCCACACCCAGCGAUCCGGUUGAUAUGCGCCGCCUUAACUUCCAAACCCCCGGCAUGAUUUCCCAUCCACCCAUACCCAUAUCGGAAUUUGCCAAUCACGUAGAACGCCUUAAGGCAAAUGACAAUCAGAAAUUCUCUCAGGAAUAUGAAAGCAUUGAACCCGGUCAACAAUUCACCUGGGACAACUCCAAUUAUGAAUAUAACAAGCCCAAGAAUCGCUAUGCCAAUGUCACCGCCUAUGAUCAUUCGAGAGUCAUCUUACCCCUCAUGGAUGGUGUGGUCGGUUCGGAUUAUAUUAAUGCCAAUUAUUGUGAUGGCUAUAGGAAACACAAUGCCUAUGUGGCCACGCAAGGACCUCUCCAGGACACCAUUUCCGAUUUUUGGCGUAUGUGUUGGGAACUGAAGACCACGACAAUUGUUAUGAUGACCCGGCUAGAGGAGAGGACACGCAUUAAGUGUGACCAAUAUUGGCCGACACGAGGCACUGAGACUUAUGGUCAGAUGUUUGUAACCAUUACGGAGACCCAGGAGUUGGCCACCUAUAGUAUCAGGACCUUCCAGUUGUGUCGUCAAGGCUUUAAUGAACGCCGCGAACUGAAACAAUUGCAAUUUACAGCCUGGCCGGAUCAUGGAGUACCCGAUCAUCCUGCACCUUUCUUGCAAUUCUUGCGUAGAUGUCGUGCUCUUACUCCACCCGAUUCCGGCCCAGUUGUGGUUCACUGUUCCGCUGGGGUGGGUCGUACCGGCUGCUACAUUGUCAUUGACUCUAUGCUGGAACGUAUGAAACAUGAAAAAAUCGUGGAUAUCUAUGGUCAUGUCACCUGUCUUCGGGCCCAACGUAAUUACAUGGUCCAAACCGAGGAUCAAUACAUUUUCAUACACGAUGCCAUAUUGGAGGCCAUAAUUUGUGGUAAUACUGAGGUCCCAGCCCGCAACUUGCAUACCCAUUUGCAAAAGUUGUUGACCACAGAGCCAGGAGAAAGUAUUACCGGCAUGGAAAUUGAAUUUAAGAAACUCUCCAACGUUAAAGUCGACUCAUCGAAAUUUGUUACGGCCAAUUUACCCUGCAAUAAACAUAAAAAUCGUCUGGUCCAUAUUUUGCCAUAUGAGUCGUCGCGGGUCUAUCUAACACCCAUACAUGGUGUGGAGGGUAGUGAUUAUAUCAAUGCCAGUUUCAUUGAAGGUUAUCGUUAUCGUUCGGCAUAUAUUGCGGCACAGGGCCCCCUGCAGGAUACGGCUGAAGAUUUCUGGCGCAUGCUAUGGGAACAUAAUUCGACUAUUGUCGUGAUGCUUACGAAACUCAAGGAAAUGGGAAGGGAAAAAUGCUAUCAAUAUUGGCCCCAUGAACGUUCGGUACGCUAUCAAUACUAUGUCGUGGACCCGAUUGCUGAAUAUAAUAUGCCGCAAUAUAAGUUGAGAGAAUUCAAGGUCACCGAUGCCCGUGACGGUUCCUCACGUACUGUACGCCAAUUCCAAUUUAUCGAUUGGCCCGAACAGGGUGUACCAAAGUCGGGUGAAGGUUUUAUCGAUUUCAUUGGCCAGGUGCACAAGACCAAGGAACAAUUUGGCCAAGAUGGCCCAAUAACUGUGCACUGUAGCGCCGGAGUGGGACGUACUGGAGUCUUCAUUACCUUAAGCAUUGUCCUCGAACGUAUGCAAUAUGAAGGUGUACUCGAUGUUUUCCAAACUGUACGCAUAUUGCGAGCUCAACGACCAGCCAUGGUUCAGACAGAGGAUCAAUAUCAUUUUUGUUAUCGUGCAGCAUUGGAGUACUUGGGUUCGUUCGAUAACUAUACCAAUUAGUUGCCAUUGCAGAUGGUGUCUGUAUAACAGAUU
Messenger RNA from Musca vetustissima, 2706 nucleotides. RefSeq names its product tyrosine-protein phosphatase Lar-like. The transcript is spliced from 4 exons. Gene Ontology annotation, molecular function: protein binding; protein tyrosine phosphatase activity. The annotation marks the transcript as partial. The record is from RefSeq and is a predicted model, not a curated record. Gene Ontology annotation, biological process: protein dephosphorylation. NCBI's taxonomy places the organism in Eukaryota, Metazoa, Arthropoda, Insecta, Diptera, Muscidae.